CCAUAAUCACAAAAACUAAACAAAAUCAAAUCUCAAAAUGUUCUCCAGAAAACUAUUAUUGUGAAAAAAAGGGAACAAACAAAGUGGGUGAAAUACAUGGGAAUCUUCAUCACUGUUUAAUUAUUGAAAAUUUGAAAUACAAUAGAUGCUGAAAUGUGGGGUUUAGUAACGUUAUACUGAAGAAUAGAAACUCCAAACCCAGAAAAGGGAAAUCAGUGCAAUAAUAUUCAAUGGGAUGGGGAAGAGGAUUAUACGAGGGAGUAAUAGGAGUGGGAUCGUUAACUUUACUGGGUUGGACGGGGUUAUGGUUUUUGAAUCGGCGACUGUAUAAAGAGUAUGAAGAGAAGAGAGUACUGGUUCAGAUCAUCUUCAGUGUUGUUUUCGCUUUCUCCUGCAACCUUUUUCAGCUUGUACUUUUCGAGAUCAUUCCCCUUCUUUCUAAAGAGGCAAGAUGGAUGAAUUGGAAGGUGGACUUGUUUUGUUUGAUAUUGUUACUAGUCUUCAUGUUGCCCUAUUAUCAUUGCUACCUGAUGCUUUGCAACAGUGGCGUGAGGAAGGAACGGGCUGCAGUGGGUGCUAUCUUAUUCUUGUUGGCUUUUCUCUAUGGUUUUUGGCGUUUGGGCAUUCACUUUCCAAUGCCUUCACCUGACAGAGGAUUUUUCACCAUACCUCAGCUGGUUAGCAGGAUUGGAGUGAUUGGUGUGACUGUCAUGGCUAUCCUUUCAGGUUUUGGAGCAGUAAAUUUGCCGUACAGUUAUCUAUCUCUAUUCAUCAGAGAAAUAGAGGAAUCUGAGAUCAAAGGACUGGAGAGGCAGCUGAUGCAGUCAAUUGAAACUUGCAUUGCAAAGAAAAAGAAAAUUAUUCUUUGUCAAAGGGAAAUGGAGCGGAUCCUAGAUUCAGAAGAGAAAACAAAAGCGAAUUCCUUCUUUAAGCGCAUUGUGGGAACAGUUGUACGAUCCGUUCAGGAUGACCAAAAGGAACAAGAUAUUAGAAAUAUGGAAAACGAGGUUCAGGCCUUAGAGGAACUAUCAAAGCAGCUUUUCUUGGAAAUUUAUGAGCUUCGCCAAGCUAAGGAAGCUGCUGCUUAUUCUCGAACAUGGAAGGGUCACUUGCAAAAUCUUUUGGGCUAUGUGUGUUCUGUGUAUUGUGUGUAUAAAAUGAUAAAGUCUCUUCAGAGUGUUGUUUUCAAGGAGGCCGGUUCUGUCGAUCCUGUAACAAGGACAAUCAGCAUAUUUUUACAGUUCUUCGACAUUGGAAUAAAUGUCAACUUAUUAUCACAGUACAUCUCUCUCCUGUUCAUUGGGGUAUUGAUUGUGGUCUCAGUGAGGGGCUUCCUGACUAACUUGAUGAAGUUCUUCUUUGCAGUUUCCAGAGUUGGAAGUGGAUCAUCAAGUAAUGUCGUGCUUUUUCUCUCUGAAAUCAUGGGAAUGUAUUUCCUGUCGUCCAUUCUUUUGAUUAGAAAGAGCCUGGCAACCGAAUAUCGGAUAAUCAUAACGGAUGUAUUAGGUGGAGACAUUCAAUUUGACUUCUAUCACAGGUGGUUUGAUGCAAUAUUUGUAGCAAGUGCCUUCUUAUCUCUGCUUUUGCUAUCUGCGCACUAUACAGCUCGAAAGGCCGAUAAUAAGCACCCAAUUGAUUAAAACAUUUUCCUCAGUGAAGAGGCAAUUUUUACUUUUAGUCCACAAGGAAUUACCACUAUUCUUUGUAAUGUUGUAUCAUUGAUAUAGUAGAAAUUUUUGCAUGAUCAAAGCCCUCUGGUUCACAUCUGUUUGAUAUCUUCUAAAUUCAAGUUGACAACCCAAAAUUUCCAAAUUUUUUUGGGGUAUUA
This is a messenger RNA of Nicotiana attenuata, 1828 nucleotides long. RefSeq names its product GPCR-type G protein 2-like. Gene Ontology annotation, biological process: response to abscisic acid. Lineage: Eukaryota; Viridiplantae; Streptophyta; Magnoliopsida; Solanales; Solanaceae. The record is from RefSeq and is a predicted model, not a curated record. The transcript has 13 exons. The coding region runs from base 231 to 1640 and encodes 469 amino acids. Gene Ontology annotation, cellular component: membrane. Gene Ontology annotation, molecular function: abscisic acid binding.